UAAAUAUAGGCAACCAAAACUACAGCAAUUCAACUUUAACCUCCGAUUAUUCCAACAACCAACUCACCAUAUGAAAUUGAAAUAAACAUUUCAUCACAUUUCAAAAUUAUCUCCAAAAACACUUCCACACAAUGCAGGAAGAAAUCGAAUCAACUGCCCUACGCAAUACUGCACUAGAAAAAAUCACCUACGGUGAAGAUCUACUGCAAUCACUCGUGAAAUAUCAAAAACUAGAUGGUAUACAAAAACUGGAGCGAAAGAUUAGACAAGAAAUCAAUUUUCUAAAAAAGAUAUGUAAAAGUAAUACCAUCAAAAAAGAGCAUCUACAAUGCUCAAAUCUAACACAUUUCAGUGCUUUAGUCGAAGUAUUAAGCCAAGUUGAAAAUUGCACACAUGUUAACAAACCAUUCAUGCUAGACGACCGGAAAAUAAUCAUAGAUAUAAUUAGCGAUGGUGGGUUGACAUGGACAAAAGUAAUCGCGAGAAAUCCGAAAUCCCUGAGUCAAAUCUGCCUGGGAAAUACAAAUUAUGGAGUGAGGAGUAUUUUUGAUCAAGCCGAGGAGUACAUUGAAUGUGCCCAACAAUAUCCAUGCAUGUUUCAAACACCUAAGUUGAUUUUUGUCUUUGCGAAUGGCAUCGGCACAAAUCUAGCUCUCAAAUUGGAAUCGCUCAACAUCAAAGUCGAAGGCGAACGUUUAAACAUCGACAAUACUCUGGAAUUUGAAUUCGAGUUACCGGAAUUAACAAAAGAGUUAUCUACAGAGAAUACAGCGCAUAUUCCACGGGUGAAUGUGGAUGUUUCGACGAUGUUGGCGUAUGUGAGUUCGGUAACAAAUGGAAGUUGUUUAAAGUAUAAAUUCGACGUGCCUGUGUUGGCUCAGCAGGCUGAAUGGGAAGUAACGCGUCCUGUUAAACCUCUUUUGGAUAAUUUCUUCAAGGAUAAAACUUUGUAUUGUUGUGAAACAGCAAAGGAAAGUUUUUUAAGUAUUUUGUAUAUUGUUGGAGGUGAAAAAGAGAGGCUGCGAGGUGAAGAAUUACUUAAAAGGAUUAUAGUGCUUAAAGAUGAUGCUAGUUAUGAAGAUAUUGUGACGAAUAAUGUUGAUUAUGCUUUCAAUAGUGUGCAAUAUUCUGGUGAGAAGAUUUUACCGAUUGGUGGUAAGAUUAAAGAAAGAUCUUUGACGAUUUUCACGUUUGGAGAUCGUAUUCAUGCGGUUACUGUUAGUAGCAAUGAUGGGUUUGUAAGAGCUGCUAAACAACAGGGGAUUAAUUUUGUUGUUUUUGUGCAUGAAUCAAGAGCAUUAACUGAACAAAAGGAGAGCAAAGCUAAAUUACUUGAUAAUCAUAAUGAUACGACUAUUUAACAACGAUAUUGUUAUAAAAAUGUUGAUAAUAAACUUAUAUUGAAGUUAA
Molecule: messenger RNA, 1410 nt
Organism: Dalotia coriaria
Lineage: Eukaryota; Metazoa; Arthropoda; Insecta; Coleoptera; Staphylinidae
Product: UPF0415 protein C7orf25 homolog
Exons: 4
Coding region: 132-1361 (409 amino acids)
Source: RefSeq, a predicted model, not a curated record